Thunnus maccoyii (southern bluefin tuna) is the source of this 3693-nucleotide messenger RNA. RefSeq lists its product as uncharacterized. NCBI's taxonomy places the organism in Eukaryota, Metazoa, Chordata, Actinopteri, Scombriformes, Scombridae. The record is from RefSeq and is a predicted model, not a curated record. The coding region runs from base 391 to 3693 and encodes 1100 amino acids. The transcript has 8 exons.
AACUACACCUCAUUAAUAAUUCAGCUCCGACGGCCUUGCUUGUUGUCGAAAUCCCUUCUGCGUUUCACAGCCCUCAUUUCGCACCUAGUUUUCCCCCCUUUACCGGUGUCCUUAAUUAGGCUGCUUUUAGAGCAGGUGUAGGGUUGCAGGUGGAGGCGGAGGUGAGGAGCCUGCAGCCUCUGCGCACAGUGGCGUGUAAGAGAGAUGAGUUCAUGAUCAGCUUGUUGAAUGCGUUUUCUGUAUACGACUUGACUCUACACUUAACAAGCAUGAACAUCCGUUUUCUUAAUCCGGUUCCUCUUCCUCAGCUGAACAUCUACUCUACAUCAACAGGUUAAAACUAAGUGGAUUUUUUUUUAAUAUUUGGAUUGGCUAGUGAGGACACUGACAAUGUGGUCGACUCCAGCUGCUUGCAUGAUGUGCAUCCUCUUUGGGAUCAUCUGUGAUGUCAAGCAAGUGUGUUCGCAGCCCAAAUUAAUACAAAGAGAGACCGACCAGAAUCCCGAUGGCGUCACCAAAUUGAAAGAAGACAUCCACACAGUUAUUAAUCAAAUUCAUUCCUUGUCCAGUGAAAAUGAAAAUACACGCACCCUUGGCAGCUCUUUCACAGUAGAGAGUGUUGACUUAAAUGCAUAUUUUGGUGUUCUGGGUAACUUGUAUGGUGUCUUCCAACCACUGAUGAGAGAGAGAUUCUUUGAUGACCUUCCCAAAAUGUUAGUUUGUAUUUUAUCUGGGAGACAGGACUGUGGACUGGAGGCAGAGCUAACAAAGACAGUGUCUCUGGAGUUGGGUAAACCACUACUGAUGUUCAUGUCAUCUCUGAGAUCCCAGACAUGCACGACGCAGGAUGAUGGCGCAGAUGGAGAGUCAAACAGUUUCCUGAGGGCCUACCUCAGGAUGGGGGAAUCAACGGCAGCAACAUUAAAUGGUUUUCAGCAGAUGUUUUUAAAAAUACUGUCGAGUCUCCCUCUUUCUGGGAAAUUGAUGACUGCUCUGAGUGACGUGGUGGAUAAUGCUGUGAAAUAUGUCUCAGCAUUCAUGGCAACAGUUCUCCAAGUACCGAUGGACUACAUCAAAAUAGCCUUACAGUUUGGAAUCAGGAUCCCAUCUUUAAAAGGAAAAGAGACCUGUGAGCAAGGAGAUCUCAAGCAACUCAUAAUGUGGGGAAUAAAACACAAUGUAAGCUGGUCCUUCGGUAACUCAAUCAUUGACAUCCUUCUGGAAACCUUCCUGGCUUCAGAACAGUCUCUGUGCACAUAUCCAGGGCCAGAGUGCCAGAGUUCUCCCAGCGCCCCCUUCCAACGCAGUGUCCAAGAGGCAGACACUGAUAACAGCCACUAUAUGCUGCUCAAGUGCGGUCGCCGCAAUCUGGCCGGGCUCAAUGACACGCUGUGCGCUGAAAUCCUUGCGGGUUCAAGAGAGGGAUCCUCCACAUCUGUACUCACCCUUUGCCAGGCGCUUAGCUCCCUCAGCGCUACGCAGAUGGAGCAGGUGUGGAGCAACAUGUGUUAUGUUAUUCAAGCACUGGUGUCUCCACUUGUCAGCAGGUCAUCAGACUGCAGCGUAGGGGACACAAAGCCUUCCCCUGCCGUCACUUCUCCCUCACAGACUCUCCCCCUCCCUCGUUCUGCACCUCACCGAAUAGCCAGAGAAGCUUCCAACCUCAAACAGCUCGCCUGCAACUACAAGAACUGGUUACAAGACGAGGUGGUGGAUGCUGUCCUCGUGUCACUGUGCAGUGAUAACGAACGUGAGCCGUUUGUGAAGCAGGUGUGUCACAAUGCUUUGUUGAUGAGGAAGCUACUUUCAGACCAGAUGAACACCUGGCUGUAUGGAUACUGUGCAAACGCUUCAGCGGACCCCGAAUACAUGGUGAGUCAGUUCUGUGUCUAUGAGGAGUGGAUUGACAAGCCCUCAGUCCCAGUGGACCCAUCUUUACUGGAGUUCUGCAUGAACCUGGAUGGUCCCAGGCUGACGACACUCAUCUGUGAGCAUAAUAGAUUCUUCAUGCUUUUAUUGUCAAACCCUGAAAAUAUGCGGUUCAUGCCUAACUGCUCAAAUCUGGUGUCUCCACCACCAAUCCCUGGCCUGGAUUCACUUAUGCUAGAUUCUUGUCGCUACUCUGAGUGGCAUGAUGUGAUGCAGAUUACCACUGAUGUUUUGUCAAAGUGCAUCCUCCGUGAUCCCAGAGGUUUUACAAGAGAGGUUUGCUCCAACAAAACUUUUCUAAAUAGCCUGCUAAGCAAGAAGGAAAAUUCCUGGCUUGGGAGUCACUGCAACACCUCUUUGACUUCUCCACCCACUGAGGCGCCCAAGCCCUUCAGCAUUGCAGACUGGUGUGACUACCACACGUGGGGAGAACGGCAGGUGGACGAUUCAGUGGUCGGCCUGUGUUGGCAGUACGAUAAGCUUGCUUUUCAGAAGAAUGUCUGCUGCAAGGCGUCUGUGUUUGAGAAGCUGUUACAAGACCCUCAGAACAAAUGGGUGAAAUCAGUUUGCGCAGACCUGAAGGAAAUUGAGGAAAUAGAGGUGUUACGACAGGUGUGCAAGUACUCCGACUGGACCCGUCCCAUCAUUGUGGACAUGACUGAGCUAGCUCUCUGCGCUGAGAUUGACCCACUUAACUUCACCUCAAAAGUCUGCUCCAAUGAAACAGUCCUCCAGAACCUGUUGGCCAAUCAGGACAACACCUGGUUAAUACAGCACUGUGCCAACUAUUCUAAACCGGGGAUAUCUCCUGGUGGAGGUGGCGGACAAGGAGGAGGCGUGAUGGGAUUCAACCCUGCAGAGCAGUGCCAGUACUCCAGCUGGAGCGUAUCCCUUCCAGACGCAGCACUCCUGACUCUCUGCUGGGAGCAUGAUCAGACCAAAUUUGUAUCAUCUAUCUGCCCCAAUCCCGGUCUCCUCUUUUUGCUGGCCCGUGAGCUGUCUAGCAAGUGGGUGAGCACUAUGUGUGCCACCUACACCAACUACACCAGCACUAACAACACCACUGCAGAGCAUAAUGUUUGCCUGGCCAAAAAACUGGUGAGGCAGUUCAACUGGACAUGCUCUGCUGACUUUACCUCAGCGUGCCAGCCCGGGGCCAGUCAGAAUAUGGUCCUGCAGAUGAUGGUGCGCUGCUGGGUGGAGAGUCUGAGGUCCAGGGUGGGGGAUCUGUUGACUCCACCUGUGGUUACUAUGAUGGAGCAGGGGGUCAGCACUACUGUGGUGAUCCUGCUGGCCUUGGAGGAGGUCCAGAACACCUCACUGCAUGUCACUGAGAACAUAAGACUUAGCGUGCUCUCGUCUGUGGCUCGCUAUCUCGAGCAGGAGAACGACCUUGACAAAAAGAGGGUGUUGCUGCAGUGCUUUGGGAGAGUACUAACCAGCUUGAUGCAGACAGCCAGAGAUGUGACCAGUGAUGAAUUCUUCAUCAUUAAGGAGUACUUCAGUAUACCACUGAGCAGCCUGAGGUCGGUGCUCAGUGUGGCUCACAUCACCACUGUCAGACUGAUCCUUCAGUAUUAUAGCAGAAACAAGGAUACACUGCAGUUGCCAGAUAAUUACCUGUCCACCAUGGUGUCAGUGCUGUUCCAGACCCACCUGGUGAAGGAUGGAAGUCUCUUUCCUGAGCUGGCUCCCCUGCUGGCUGCAGCCAGUCCAGCUGACAUCCAUGCUUUGCCUUCACUGCAAAACAACACCAAUGUGUAA